Molecule: messenger RNA, 864 nt
Organism: Pseudovirgaria hyperparasitica
Lineage: Eukaryota; Fungi; Ascomycota; Dothideomycetes; Acrospermales; Acrospermaceae
Exons: 1
Coding region: 356-817 (153 amino acids)
Source: RefSeq, a predicted model, not a curated record
UCCAAUCUGCCUUCCGGUCAGAUCAGAUCAGACAGGUCAGAAACCGCGGCAUAUACGCAACCGCCGCAGUCUGCUAGACCGGUGAUCAGCUAGCUGACUGACUGGCUGACUGGAUAGAUUGCUGACUGCAUAGCUAGAUAGAUGAAAGAUGGCCAACUAGAAAGACGGCAAUUCUAAAAGUGCGCGCAUGUAUGUGCGUGAACGUAAGAGAACAGAGUGAGAUUCUGGAUUAUACCGGUUGCCUUACAGAUCGAAUGGAUGGAUGGAUGGACCAAGGACACUGUAGUUGAGAUUGGUCCCGGUGCCUGCCUUGGUGCUUAUGGUGGGUUUGGUGCCUGGUUGAAUGCCUGGAUGAAUGCCUGGAUGGAUGGACGAAUGCCUGGAUGGAUGGAUCCAUGCGAGGUGGCUCAGUGACUCAGCCACAUAUAUACACGCAAACACAUACAUACAGAUACACACACUCACCAACCAACCAACCACCCAACCAACCAACCUCCUGACUCUAUUCACAGACCGAAAGAAGGCCGCAGCCGGGCAUGCAAUGAACCGAACAGGUGAACGGACGGAUGGGACGAAAGGACGAAAGGACGAAAGAAUGAAAAGACACACCGUUGUGCGCGCGCGCCUACCUACCUGUCAUUCACCCAGUCAGACAGCCAGCCAUUUAGCCAGCCAGCCAGCCAGACAACCAGCCAGCCAGCCAGACAACCAGCCAGCCAGACAACCAGCCAGCCAGCCAGUGAUCCAGCCUGUCAACCAUUUAGCCAGCCAGCCUUGUAGACAGACAACAAAGAAACAAGAAGAGACAACAUGUUGAGAGGUACGAAUGCAAAUAUAUGAUUGGAGGAGUGGGUUGGCGGAAUG